CGCACGGGCGACGUGUUCAGGUCGCGACAGGAAGUGUUUGAGCUGGAAGCUGUGAUGUGUUGAUUUUUGUUGUGUUGGCAAAAGGGAAAAGAACUGAACUGACUGAUUGACUUUGAGGACAUUGCCGAUGCAGCAGUAUGUUGCCCACCACAGCGUUCUCCCCUCAGAAACAGACCAAUGGCAGCCUGAACUCCCGCGAUGCCGCCCGACACACCGCCGGCGCUAAGCGCUACAAGUACCUGCGGCGCCUAGUUCACUUCAAACAGAUGGACUUUGAGUUCGCCAUGUGGCAGAUGCUCUACCUGUUCACCUCGCCGCAGAGAGUGUACCGCAACUUCCACUACCGCAAACAGACCAAAGACCAGUGGGCUCGCGAUGACCCCGCCUUCCUCGUGCUGCUCAGCAUCUGGCUGUGCGUGUCCACUGUAGGCUUCGGUCUGGUGUUAGAUAUGGGGUUUGUGGAGACGCUGAAGCUCUUACUGUGGGUCGUGUUCAUCGACUGCAUCGGCGUCGGCCUGCUCAUCUCCACCCUCAUGUGGAUUGUCAGUAAUAAAUACCUGAUGAAGCAUCCCAUUAGGGAUUACGAUGUGGAAUGGGGCUACGCCUUCGACGUGCAUCUGAACGCGUUCUACCCUCUGCUGAUCAUCUUACACUUCCUCCAGCUGUUCUUCAUCAACCACAUUGUGGUGAUCAACUCCGACUGGUUCGUGGGAUAUUUCGUGGGCAACACCUUGUGGCUGAUCGCCAUCGGCUACUACAUAUACAUCACAUUCCUCGGCUACAACGCUCUCCCCUUCCUGAAGAACACGGUGGUUCUGCUCUACCCGUUCACUCUGCUCGGACUCCUCUACGUCCUCUCCGUCACACUGGGCUGGAACUUCACUAAAGGCCUCUGCUGGUUCUAUAAGUACAGGGUGCAGUAAGGACACACUCGCGCUUAACGGCACUUUCAGUGUGGAUUCUUCUACUCUCAGAGACUCACACAUUCUCACUGUCACUUCCUGGACUUUUGUAUACUUUGUAAAUAAACUGUUUGUAGGUAAAGACGAGAAAGAAUGUGGGAAAUGUUUAUAAUGUGUUCUUUUUUAUUUUAAGCUUGAUUUAUUUAACUGAUCUGAUUUGGUGAAAAGCUGAGGUUUGAAUGUAGACUUUAAUGUGUUAUGAUGGAAUAUGUUUGAGGAUAUUUCAUGCUCCUUGGACAGAACAAGUCUAAUAAACAGGUUUUUACA
Molecule: messenger RNA, 1229 nt
Organism: Hemibagrus wyckioides
Lineage: Eukaryota; Metazoa; Chordata; Actinopteri; Siluriformes; Bagridae
Gene: unc50
Product: unc-50 homolog (C. elegans)
Exons: 6
Coding region: 138-923 (261 amino acids)
Cellular component (GO): Golgi membrane
Source: RefSeq, a predicted model, not a curated record